GGUUGGGAGAUGUUUUGUCUUCCUUGACUUCCAAAAAGGAUGCUAUUCCUUAUGAAAAUUCAAUGCUUACAAAAGUACUCGCAGACUCGCUAGGUGGAAGCUCAAAAACUCUGAUGAUUGUUAAUGUCGUUCCAAAUUCUGCGAAUUUGUCGGAGACACUAUCGUCUCUCAACUUCUCUUCUAGAGCUCGAAAUGCUGUUCUAGGCCUUGGGAAUCGAGAUACCAUAAAGAAAUGGAGAGAUAUUGCAAAUGAUGCACGUAAGGAGUUGUAUGAAAAGGAAAAAGAAAGUCAGGAUUUGAAACAAGAGGUUUUGGGACUUAAACAUUCACUCAAGGAUGCAAAUGAUCAAUGUGUCCUACUCUUCAAUGAAGUCCAGAAAGCGUGGAAAGUUUCUUAUACGUUACAGUCAGAUUUAAAGUCAGAGAAUAUUAUGCUUGCAGAUAAGCAAAAGAUAGAAAGGGAACAAAAUGCGCAGCUCAGAAAUCAAGUAGCUCAACUGUUACAGUUGGAGCAAGAUCAAAAAGUGCAGAUAGAACAACGAGAUUCUACGAUUCAGGCCUUGCAGGCCAAAAUGAAAAGCAUUGAAUCCAGACUCAGUGAAGCACUCCAUUCCAGUGAAGAUCGGUCAGCAUUAGGCUCAGAUCUAUCAAAUGCCAAGGCAAUUGGGGAUGGCAUGGAUUCUCCCCCAGUUACUAAGAAAUUGGAAGAGGAGCUUAAAAAACGUGAUGCACUAAUAGAGAGGUUACAUGAAGAAAAUGAGAAGUUAUUUGAUAGAUUAACAGAGAAAGCAUCUUUGGCUGGAUCACCAAAGCUGUCAAGUCCAUUAUCCAAGGGGCCGCUAAAUGUGCAGUCUCGGGACCUUGUGAGGAUUGAUAGUAGGGGGCAUUCGAUGGAUGUUGUUCCUUCAUCCCCGGCACUUGCUGCAGACAAGACUGAGGGUACAGUUGCUUUAGUGAAAUCAGGUUCGGAUAAAGUCAAAACAACCCCUGCAGGAGAAUAUCUUACAUCUGCCUUGAAUGACUUUGAUCCUGAACAACAUGACAGCCUUGCUGCCAUUUCAGAUGGAGCAAAUAAGCUUUUGAUGCUGGUUCUGGCUGCAGUAAUCAAAGCAGGGGCUUCUAGGGAGCAUGAAAUACUUGCUGAAAUAAGAGAUGCUGUUUUCUCCUUUGUUCGUAAAAUGGAACCACAGAGGGUAAUGGACACCAUGCUUGUAUCCCGUGUUAGAAUUUUGUAUAUUAGAUCUUUGCUUGCUAGAUCGCCGGAGCUGCAGUCCAUCAAGGUUUCUCCCGUUGAGAAUUUUCUGGAGAAGGCUAAUACUGGACGUAGUAGAAGUUCCAGCCGAGGUAGCAGCCCUGGAAGAUCUCCCGUGCGCUAUGUUGAUGAGCAUAUCCAAGGCUUCAGAGUGAAUCUAAAGCCAGAAAAGAAGUCCAAGUUUUCAUCAGUUGUAUCAAAGAUACGCGGUCUUGAUCAGGAUACUCCACGGCAGCAGGUAACUGCUGGAAAGCUUAGAGAAAUAAAUGAGGAGGCUAAAAGUUUUGCAAUUGGAAACAAAGCUCUUGCUGCUCUCUUUGUUCAUACACCAGCUGGUGAGCUGCAGCGCCAACUUAGAUCCUGGCUUGCAGAAAAUUUUGACUUCCUCUCUGUUCUUGGAGAUGAUGCAUCAGGAGGGACAACUGGUCAGUUGGAGCUUCUUUCAACUGCAAUCAUGGAUGGUUGGAUGGCUGGACUUGGUGCUGCAGUGCCUCCUAAUACAGAUGCUCUUGGUCAACUUCUAUCUGAGUAUUCGAAGCGGGUCUAUAGUUCUCAAUUGCAGCACCUGAAGGAUAUUGCUGGUACAUUGGCAUCAGAAAGGGCAGAAGAUGCAGCACAGGUUGCAAAAUUGCGAUCAGCUCUCGAGUCUGUUGAUCACAAAAGGAGAAAGAUUUUGCAACAAAUAAGAAGUGACGUAGCCUUAUUGACAUUGCAAGAUGGUGGCCCACCUAUUCAAAAUCCUUCUACUGCUGCUGAAGAUGCACGAUUAGCAUCUCUCAUUUCCCUUGAUGGCAUAGUGAAACAAGUCAAGGAUAUAGUGAGACAAUCCUCUAUGAGCACCUUGAGCAAGAGUAAGAAGAAGCAAAUGCUUGCAUCUCUAGAUGAACUUGCUGAACGGAUGCCUUCCCUUCUUGACAUUGAUCAUCCAUGUGCGCAAAGGCAAAUUGCUGAUGCUCGUCAUGUGAUCCAGUCUAUUCCCGAAGAAGAUGAUCACCUUCAGGAGCAAUCUCAUGCUCUCAAACCAUCUACAGAUUUAGGGUUUGGUACUGAAACUGACGUGGCACAGUGGAACGUCCUGCAGUUCAAUACAGGCGCUACAACGCCAUUUAUCAUCAAGUGCGGAGCAAACUCUAAUUCAGAACUAGUCAUUAAAGCAGAUGCCAAGAUUCAAGAACCUAAAGGGGGUGAGGUUGUGAGGGUUGUCCCAAGACCAUCUGUUCUGGAAAGCAUGAGCUUGGAGGAGAUGAAACAUGUAUUCUCCCAACUCCCUGAAGCUCUAAGCUUGCUUGCCUUGGCAAGGACUGCAGAUGGAACGCGAGCUCGUUAUUCUAGGCUGUACAGGACUUUAGCCAUGAAAGUGCCGUCGUUGAGGGAUUUAGUUGGCGAACUUGAAAAGGGGGGUGUCCUAAAAGAUGUGAGGUCAUAAAGUGCAGAAAUCUGUCAGGCUUCAUGAUUUGCCUUGCCUUUAUGAUGUAUUAUAAGAUUAUUUCAUUUUGGGUUGUCCAAUAUUUGUUGAGCUGUGAAUCUGUGAUACUCCACGCAUCAUCUACACGUACUCAUGCAUGCACAGUGAUACCCAUCACUGGCAUAUAGCAAUCUCUCUCUAUUUUUUCAUCCUCUUUAUUAUGAUAAAUUUUUAAAUUUCUGUCUUUGCCCAUCCCUAAGAACCCUGCAGUUGCCG
Molecule: messenger RNA, 2933 nt
Organism: Prunus avium (sweet cherry)
Lineage: Eukaryota; Viridiplantae; Streptophyta; Magnoliopsida; Rosales; Rosaceae
Source: RefSeq, a predicted model, not a curated record